Molecule: messenger RNA, 1925 nt
Organism: Zingiber officinale
Lineage: Eukaryota; Viridiplantae; Streptophyta; Magnoliopsida; Zingiberales; Zingiberaceae
Product: eukaryotic translation initiation factor 3 subunit J-A-like
Exons: 6
Coding region: 494-1102 (202 amino acids)
Cellular component (GO): eukaryotic translation initiation factor 3 complex; cytoplasm
Molecular function (GO): translation initiation factor activity
Source: RefSeq, a predicted model, not a curated record
CUCCCUGCAUUCCGUUUCGCUGCCCUUCACUUCUCCCGUAUUACUCCUUCCUCUGCUCCUUCUCAAUUCUCAGUCAUCGCCGUCGCAUAGCCAUCGGGAUCUUGCCGCCUUUGCCCUUCCUUGCUCGAUUUAGCUUGUCGAGUGCCGAGGCGCCACCUUGCUCCUUCCUCUGCUCCAAACCCUUCGAGGCCCGUUCCCGCCUUCCUUGACGGCUGCUCGUUUUGGGGGAAUCUUUGGCCGUUUUACUUCUUGGAGCUAUAAUCAUUUCGUUUUCCUUCCUACGGAUCAUACCGGAGCUGAAUUUUUUUUUUCCGUGGUUCGUUCGCUGCACGAUUUCAGCUAUUCUGAUGGCGGGUUGAGAAGUUACCAGCUGCAACUACAGCGUGCGGGUUGAAACAGAAGACUCAUGGCUGAUUGGGAAGAAGAAGAUUUUGAACCAGCAGCUCCAGGAUUAGUUACCAUUCAACCAAAGAACUAGUGGGACGAUGAGGAUAUGGAAGAUGAUAAUAUUAAAGAAUCCUGGGAAGAUGAGGAAGAUACUAUGGAGUCACCAAAGCCAGAACAAGCUGCAAACCCUACUGUUUCAAAAACAGAAGUCAAAAUUGCUGGGAAGAAAGACAAACUGGCCGAAGCUAAGACAGCUGAUGUACCUGUUAAAGUUCUAGCAGACUCUGUCGGUGAAAAACUUCGCCUACAAAGACUUGUUGAAGAAGCUGACAACAGAUCAACUGCAGAGUUGUUUGCUAAGAAAGGUGAUCAGAAGACACUAGACGACUUUAUUCCUAAAUCGGAAAAUGAUUUUCUGGAGUACGCUGAGCUGCUCUCUUAUAAAAUUCACCCAUAUGAGAAAAGCUUUCAUUACAUUGGUCUUCUUAUAUCCGUCUUGAGGCUUUCCAUGACUUCACUAAAAGCCGCAGAUGCAAAAGAAAUAGCCGCCUCAGCUUCAGCGAUCGCAAAUGAGAAGCUUAAGGCAGAAAAAGAAGCCAACGCAGGAAAGAAGAAACAAGGUGCAAAGAAGAAACAGCUUCAAGUAGACAAGGCUGAUGAUGACUACAACACCACAGGCGGUUACGAUGAUGUGGAUGAUUACGACUUCAUGUGAGUUAUCUAGUUCUUUCUUUGUGCAAUUGCCCACUUCAACAGAUCACAAAGACUCGAUAUGUAAACUCGAGUUGGAGGACAAGGAGAAAAAAAAACAAGAGCGUCUCAAUGGAUUAUUUGUUGCCUGGUGCAAGGUAUACAUGCAUCCUGGAGUUGUUUUCAUAGCCAGUUCCAUGAUUGAGAUUAUUCCAAAUUCUCUCAAUGUGGUUUAGAUCAUAUGGGUUUAGGCUUAACAAGGGAUUUAACCAGGGCGUAGCCAAGAUUUAAAAUUACCUGAAGUUGAUCAUCAACGUUGGUGUUCCAACGACGAUGGUUGCGAAUGAGUCGUGACAUAGGCAGAGUCAACAUCGCUUGUGGCAGGGAGAGCAGUGAUGACAAAACUAUCAAUGGGGAUAGCAAUGAAUGUGAUGCCAUGGUAGUCAGGAGGAAGGUAUCGACGGUAGGAUCACGGCUGCAGCUGCGGCUACGCCAAUGUCCCAUAGAUAUAGCGCGCUAAUAAGGAGAAUGUUUGUCAUGGUUGUGCUAGUCAAGUCGUGGGUAGAUGCAUGCGAGGAGGGAUAAGGAAGGCGACGACACUGGCUAUUUGUGCAGCAGAUAGAGCAGUACACAUAUGGAGGUGAAGUAGUAAAUAAGGAAAAAUUUAGAUUUAAUUAAUAUUUUUGACAAUUCAAUAGGGAGAAAUAAGGAUUGAAAUGAAAUUAUUAUAGACCAUAUGAAUAAAAUAAUAUAAUGAGGAUGAGAUUGAAAUAAAAUUUAACUUGUAAAUUUUUAAAAUUGGGUGGCUCCGCCUGGAUUUAACUCUGGAAUAAAGUUUGAGUUUGACC